Calliphora vicina (urban bluebottle blowfly) is the source of this 1208-nucleotide messenger RNA. It is a transcript of the gene ato, whose product is annotated as atonal. Lineage: Eukaryota; Metazoa; Arthropoda; Insecta; Diptera; Calliphoridae. Gene Ontology annotation, biological process: positive regulation of transcription by RNA polymerase II; axon development; sensory organ development. The coding region runs from base 58 to 1098 and encodes 346 amino acids. Gene Ontology annotation, molecular function: E-box binding; protein dimerization activity; DNA-binding transcription factor activity, RNA polymerase II-specific. The record is from RefSeq and is a predicted model, not a curated record. The transcript has a single exon. Gene Ontology annotation, cellular component: nucleus.
GAGAAUUUUUCUUAAACCUUUUUUUCCAUUUAAAUUUAAUUUCAAAUCACGUACAAAAUGUCGUCCAGCGAAAUUUAUCGUUACUACUACAAAACCUCAGAGGAUUUACAAGCCUUUAAAGUAAAUUCGGGCGAAUCAUACUUUAAUCCAAUGGCUGCCUAUAAUCCGGCCAUUAAUGUGCCCGUACAAAAUCAUCUUCCACUUACCCAUCAAGGUGGUUUAAUGGUUAAUGCUGCUACAACAAACUACAUGAACACCAAUGGAUUUUUAACCUUCGAACAGGCUUCCUCAGAUGGCUGGUUAACUUCCUCGCCUGCCUCUCAUCGUUCGGAUAGUCCUGAAUUUAUUGAUCUGAAUACCAUGUAUGCGGGUCAUAUGCAGCAGCAACAACAUCAGCAAUUGUCAGCUUUAAAUCAAUACAGCAAUUUGGCCAUAAAUCAGCAAGUAAACGAACAGCAGCCCCAACAAUUGUCACCUGUGGUGCAGGAGCAGGUCUCGUGUGUGCCAAUGGGUUCUUCAAAUGUGGGCACUUGCAAAACUAUACCAGCCACUAAACCCAAACGUUCUUAUAAUCGUAAACCAAAAACUACUUCGACUGCUGCUUCUUCAAUAGCUCCAUCUCCAACAACAGCUACGGUACCUGUUCCAGCUACCCCCACAACUUAUCCAGAAGAUUUUCACAAUUUUGUUGAUUUCGACAAUACCGGCCUGUUCGAUGACAGUGUCGAUGCUCAGGACAAUAUGAUGUUUUUCAAUCAUGACGGCAACAGUUCUUCACAUGAUGAUUUUGAUGCUAGUGGCUCGUUUGAUCUAAAUGAUGGCGAAUGUGAUGAUUCUCUCGAUGACUCAGAUCCUUCUGCCUCCUCCCAAGCUGGUGGCAAGAAACGCCGUGGCAAACAAAUCUCACCCGUGGUAAAACGUAAACGCCGUUUAGCCGCCAAUGCUCGUGAACGUCGUAGAAUGCAAAAUCUCAAUCAAGCUUUCGAUCGUCUACGCCAAUAUCUUCCCUGUCUGGGCAAUGAUCGUCAAUUGUCAAAACAUGAAACUCUACAAAUGGCUCAAACUUAUAUUUCAGCUUUGGGUGAUUUACUGCGUUAAAAAGUCUUCGCUCCAACUCUCUCGCCUCCACAUAUCACACCUAAAAAAAUUGGCCUGUUAUGCCGAGUUGAGCUCGUGCCAAAGUUUGUACCUUAAACCAAUUCCUGCCU